Liolophura sinensis is the source of this 1111-nucleotide messenger RNA. RefSeq names its product neuronal acetylcholine receptor subunit alpha-2-like. Gene Ontology annotation, biological process: monoatomic ion transmembrane transport. The transcript has 4 exons. The record is from RefSeq and is a predicted model, not a curated record. Gene Ontology annotation, molecular function: extracellular ligand-gated monoatomic ion channel activity; transmembrane signaling receptor activity. Bases 37 to 1002 code for a protein of 321 amino acids. NCBI's taxonomy places the organism in Eukaryota, Metazoa, Mollusca, Polyplacophora, Chitonida, Chitonidae. Gene Ontology annotation, cellular component: membrane.
GCGUUACAGCAGAACAGGGUCCAGUAGAAACCAGCCAUGCAUCAUAGUGCAGUGUUUAGUCUGUGUGGUAAAUGCCCCAGUCAGUGCAUGUCCCUCUGGGGAAUUCGGUGUUGCUUCCACGUCAGGAGAACAGCUCAUCAGUCGAUAGUACCGGUAGUGGCAGCAAACAUGCUACCUACCCAGCUGCAGCAUCCCUACCCAAACCAAUGGACUCUCUGUCUCUUACUACUCGUCGGGUUGACGUUCCCGGUGGUAUGUGGUUUAUCAGCCGAAGCACGGUUAUACGAUCACCUCUUCACUGGCUACAACCGCGCCGUCCGACCAGUGUCCAACGCCAGCGAAACUAUCGAGGUCAAGGUCGGUCUCAGUAUUAUCAACGUCCUUGACCUGGAUGUUGAAGCGGGAAUUUUGGAGAUGAUAUCCUGGGUAGACUUUGACUGGGUAGAUCCUUCACUCCGAUGGGACCCUGCCAACUAUGACGAUGUCUCCGUCCUAAACCUGCCUGCAGAUACCACCUGGGUGCCAGAUAUCGUCAUUGUCAAUCUAGUAAGCCCUCCAGUGGAACUUGCGCCCACUAGGUUAGUGCUCGGCAGCGAUGGAAACAUUUUCCAAGUUAGGUCUUACCGUACUAAGACCCUUUGCAUGGGCGAUUCGGAUAGCACUCAGCACACGUGCACCUUAAAGUUUAUGUCGUGGUCGUACGACGGGUUCAAGGUCAACAUCGACAUUCGUGGCGACGGCUUGUCGUUUGCGGACUAUAUUGAAAACAGAAAAUGGCAGAUAACUGGUGGGAACAUGACGCGGGAUGUAGUUUAUUACUCUUGUUGCGUGGAGGUGUUCCCAGACGUUACGGCCGUGAUCGAACUCGCUCCUCGCGAGAAAACGCGGGAUGCUGCAAUUUCAAACUUCUCUCCACAUUUUUUAAGCUCACAAAAUUUAGUUCAUUUUUUAUUUUCGUUAAUUUUCUUUUAUCUUUGUCUUUGUUUGACUAGUCUGAAAUAAACGUUCUUUCAAUACAAAGGUGUAUAAAACCAAUUGUGGAAAGUUUCAUGUGUGAAUUGUUGUUGUUGUUGUCAUGGGCUGACUUGUUUCCGGAGAAACCAAUUAUUAC